AUGGGCAGCAUCAAGCGUAUAUCCAAGGAGCUGACUGAGCUCACCGAAUCCCCUCCGGAAGGGAUCACGGUUGAACUAGCCGAUGAGUCGAACGUGUACGAGUGGAAGAUCACUAUGGAGGGACCUGAAGGCUCACCAUAUCACAAUGGCAAGUUCCUAGUCAAGCUCUCCCUACCCACGGAAUACCCCUUCAAGCCACCGACAGUCUCCUUCGCAACGAAAAUCUACCACCCGAACGUAACAAACGACGAAAAAGGAAGCAUGUGUCUAGGGAUGCUGCGAGCCGACGAAUGGAAACCCAGUUCGAAGAUCGCCGCAGUCCUUGAGUUCGCCCGACAGCUACUAUCUGAGCCGAUGCCCGACGACGCCGUUGAAGGACGGAUCGCAGAGCAGUAUAAAAACGACCGGGUGCGCUACGAGGAGGUUGCGCGGGAGUGGACUCGCAAGCAUGCUUGUUGA
Penicillium verrucosum is the source of this 459-nucleotide messenger RNA. Its product is annotated as putative ubiquitin conjugating enzyme (UbcB). NCBI's taxonomy places the organism in Eukaryota, Fungi, Ascomycota, Eurotiomycetes, Eurotiales, Aspergillaceae. The transcript has 3 exons. The record is from RefSeq and is a predicted model, not a curated record. Bases 1 to 459 code for a protein of 152 amino acids.